Messenger RNA from Ceutorhynchus assimilis (cabbage seed weevil), 498 nucleotides. NCBI's taxonomy places the organism in Eukaryota, Metazoa, Arthropoda, Insecta, Coleoptera, Curculionidae. The record is from the annotation of a GenBank genome assembly.
AUGAUCGCACAAGAUAAGAUAAUAGCGGGAGAAGCUUAUGUCAGUAGCACCUCUGGAAAGGCUGUAUUGGCUAAAGGAAUGAAACGUCGUUGUGGUAGUGAAAAAUGCAAGAGUAAAGUGUGCAGCAUUAGUGAUGUGCAAAGGCAGAAAAUAUUUAACGCUGUUUAUGGUAUAAAGGGCUUACAGCAACAAAGGGAGUUUAUUGUACGACACGUACAGUUCAAAGCUAUCAAGCGGAAAAGGACAGACAAAGAAGUUUCACGUAGUUCGGAGACAUUUGAAUACCACCUCCCUAGAAGUGACGGAAUGUCCGUAGUUUGUAAAACAAUGUUUUUAAACACGUUGGGAAUUUCAGAAAAGACAAUGCUCACGGCUUUAUCUAAGAGAACAGAAGAAGAGAUAGUAGAGCCCGACAGACGAGGAGGGCGACAUGAAAUGUUGAACAAACGAUGCAAAAAUGAGAGCUUCAGCAUUAGAACACAUUCAGAAAUUUCCUAG